UAAUAAAAAUCUGAGGUUCUGCCAAGCGAGAGAGGGCUGAGCUGGAGGGACUCGGCUUGGCAAGGGUUAAAGGGAAGUGAGCUGCCUUCCUAGAGAGGCCAGGAAGCAAGGGGGGCCAGGUCCUCCAGAGCCAAGGCCCCUCCCUCCCCAGUCCUUUCCUUGCUUUGGGGUCUCUCCUGCAAGGGCUGCCUCGCUGUCCCCUCCUGGGAUCUGGAUUUGCUACAGCUUCUCAUUUAGAAGGGCAGAACUUGGCAGAAGACUAAAGGGUUCCUUCCGAUCUCUCAGAGGCUUCCUGAGAGCACAGAUGGAUGAGCAAGACUCAGCUGGCCCCAAAGCAGGAAGAGGCCAUGCCAGUCAAACUGGGAGCAGUGGGGGAUUCUGGAAAAACCCAGUGCAGAAGAUCCUGGAUGAGGACACCCUCCGCUCAGAGGUGCAAAGCCAGCAGAUGAGGCAGUUCUGCUGCCAGGAGGCCAAAGGACCCCGAGAGGUUUGCAGCCGACUCUACCACCUUGACCAUCAGUGGCUGAAGCCAGAAAGGCACACGAAAGCUGAGAUGCUGGACCUGGUGAUCUUGGAGCAGUUCCUGGCUGUCCUUCCCCUGGAGAUGGAGAGCUGGGUGAGGGAAUGCGGAGCAGAGACCAGUUCCCAGGCAGUGGCCCUGGCCGAAGGUUUCCUCCUGAGUCAGGCAGAGGAGAGAAAGCAGGGAAAGGAUCUCUUUGCAGAAAUGGACCUGGAUUCCUGUGAGGCAGAGAGGCCUCCAUUGGACAUCAGAGAGAGGCCACUGGGUGGCAGAAGGAUGCCAGCAAGACCUCCUGAUCCGCCUUUUCAUGGGGGCAGAAGGGAAGCAGCGGCUGUGGAACCAGAUCAGGGUCCAGUGUGCUUUGAAGAUGUUGCUGUUCGUUUCACGGACGAGGAGUGGGCAAUGCUGGAUCCUGACCAGAGAGCUCUGCAUAAGGACGUCAUGGAGGAGAAUUGUGGGAUAUUGGCCUCUCUUGAUUGUGAUGAAUCGAAAAUCGAGAAGAAAGGUGACCACGAUAAAAUCCCCAGAGAGGAGAAGCCACGUAAAAAUUUGGAGUGUGGAGAAAGCUGCAGCCAGAGCUCCCAUUCCACUUCCCAUCAACAAAAUCUCAUUGGAAAGAAACUCUAUCAGUGCAUGGAAUGUGGAAAAAGCUUCAGUCAGAGCUCCCAUCUAAUUUCCCAUCAAAAAAUUCAUACAGGGGAGAAACCCUAUCAGUGUGUGGAAUGUGGAAAGAGCUUCAGUCACAGCCACAGUUUCACCUCCCAUCAGAGAAUUCAUACAGGGGAGAAACCCUAUCAGUGUGUGGAAUGUGGAAAGAGCUUCAUGAAGAGCUCCCAUCUCAGUUCCCAUCAAAGAAUUCAUACAGGGGAGAAACCCUAUCAGUGUGUGGAAUGUGGAAAGAGCUUCAGUCAGAGCUUCGAACUCACUUACCAUAAGCGAAUUCAUACAGGAGAGAAUCCCUAUCAGUGUGUGGAAUGUGGAAAGAGCUUCAGUCGGAGCUCCUCUCUCACUUCCCAUCAAAGAAUUCAUACAGGGGAGAAACCCUAUCAGUGUAUGGAAUGUGGAAAGAGCUUCAGUCGGAGCUCCUCUCUCACUUCCCAUCAAAGAAUUCAUACAGGGGAGAAACCCUAUCAAUGUGUGGAAUGUGGAAAGGGCUUCACAUGUAGCUCCUCUCUCACUUCCCAUCAAAGAAUUCAUACAGGGGAUAAACCCUAUCAGUGUGUGGAAUGUGGAAAGAGCUUCACUAAGGAAAGUCUUACUUCCCAUCAAAGAAUUCAUACAGGGGAGAAACCCUAUCAGUGUGUGGAAUGUGGAAAGAGCUUCAGGAGGAAGGACAUUCUCACAUUUCAUCAAAGAAUUCAUACAGGGGAGAAACCCUACCAGUGUGUAGAAUGUGGAAAGAGCUUCAGUCACAGCUUCAGUCUCACUUCCCACAAGCGAAUUCAUACACGGGAGAAACCCUAUCAGUGUGUAGAAUGUGGAAAGAGUUUCAGUCAGAGCUCCCAUCUCACUUCCCAUCAAAGAACGCAUACAGGGGAGAAACCCUAUCAGUGUGUGGAAUGUGGAAAGAGCUUCAUUCACAGCUUCAGUCUCACUUCCCAUCAAAGAAUUCAUACAGGGGAGAAACCCUAUCAGUGUGUGGAAUGUGGAAAGAGCUUCAGGAAGAAGGACACACUCACAUUUCAUCAAAGAAUUCAUACAGGGGAGAAACCCUAUCAGUGCAUGGAAUGUGGAAAGAGCUUCAGGCAUAGCUCCUCUCUCACUUGCCAUCAAAUAAUUCAUACAGGGGAGAAACCCUUUCAGUGCUUUGAAUGUGGAAAGAGCUUCAGUCACAGCUCCCAUCUCACUUCCCAUCACAGAAUUCAUACAGGGGAGAAACCUCAUGAAUGUGUGGAAUGUGGAAAGAGCUUCAGGAAGAGCUCCAAUCUCACUUCCCAUCGAAGAAUUCAUACAGGGGAGAAACCCUAUCAGUGUGUGGAAUGUGGAAAGAGCUUCAGGAAGAGCUCCGAUCUCACUUCCCAUCAAAGAGUUCAUACAGGGGAGAAACCCUAUCAGUGUGUGGAAUGUGGAAAGAGCUUCAGGAAGAAGGACCAACUCACUUGCCAUCAAAGAAUUCAUACAGGGGAGAAACCCUAUCGGUGUGUGGAAUGUGGAAAGAGCUUCAGUCACAGCCAGAGUCUCACUUCCCAUCACAGAGUUCAUACAGGGGAGAAACCCUAUCAGUGUGUGGAAUGUGGAAAGAGCUUCAGGAAGAAGGACACUCUCACAUUUCAUCAAAGAAUUCAUACAGGGGAGAAACCCUAUCAGUGCGUGGAAUGUGGAAAGAGCUUCAGGCAUAGCUCCUCUCUCACUUGCCAUCAAAUAAUUCAUACAGGGGAGAAACCCUUUCAGUGCUUUGAAUGUGGAAAGAGCUUCAGUCACAGCUCCCAUCUCACUUCCCAUCACAGAAUUCAUACAGGGGAGAAACCCUAUGAAUGUGUGGAAUGUGGAAAGAGCUUCAAUCAGAGCUCCGCUCUCACUUCCCAUAAAAGAAUUCAUACAGGGGAGAAACGCUAUCAGUGCAUGGAAUGUGGAAAGAGCUUUAGUCACAGCCAGAGUCUCGCUUUCCAUCAAAGAAUUCAUACAGGGGAGAAACCCUAUCAGUGUGUGGAAUGUGGAAAAUGGUUCAGUCAGAGCUCCCAUCUCACUGCCCAUCAAAGAAUUCAUACAGGGGAGAAACCCUAUCAGUGUGUGGAAUGUGGAAAAUGGUUCAGUCAGAGCUCCCAUCUCACUGCCCAUCAAAGAAUUCAUACAGGGGAGAAACCCUAUCAGUGUGUGGAAUGUGGAAAGAGCUUCAGGAAGAGCUCCGAUCUCACUUCCCAUCAAAGAGUUCAUACAGGGGAGAAACCCUAUCAGUGUGUGGAAUGUGGAAAGAGCUUCAGGAAGAAGGACCAACUCACUUGCCAUCAAAGAAUUCAUACAGGGGAGAAACCCUAUCGGUGUGUGGAAUGUGGAAAGAGCUUCAGUCACAGCCAGAGUCUCACUUCCCAUCACAGAGUUCAUACAGGGGAGAAACCCUAUCAGUGUGUGGAAUGUGGAAAGAGCUUCAGGAAGAAGGACCAACUCACUUGCCAUCAAAGAGUUCAUACAGGGGAGAAACCCUAUCAGUGUGUGGAAUGUGGAAAGAGCUUCAGUAAGAAGGACCAACUCACUCGCCAUCAAAGAAUUCAUACAGGGGAGAAACCCUAUCAGUGUGUAGAAUGUGAAAAGAGCUUCAGUAAGAAGGACACACUCACUUCCCAUAAAAGAAUCCAUACAAACGUCGGGAAAACCAUUAUACAGCUUUAGGAGCCAGGAAAUCCACACCUUUAUUACCUGGCCUUUGGCUGAUUGACAUCUAAUGCCUUUUUAACAUGUGGUGUUUGUGUUUGUUUGUUGUAACCAUCCUGAGACCUGUAGGUAUAGGAAUAGGUGCCAAUGCUUAAAGACCUAGGCGUCUCCCCCCCAUAAAAUAUUUAAGGAGGCCUGUGGCGUUUGCCCUCCUAGGUGUAUGACAUCAUACUGGGUCAUAAGGAAAGGGUUAACUAAGUAUAAAAUGAUUAACCAAUAGGAACCCAAGGGGAGGAGUUAGAGUUGUUAAGAAGUGAGUCUGGAGUUAGAGAAGGGAGAGGGAGGAUAAGUCUGUGGGUUGGGCUAGUGUGAUGUGAGAGAGUGAGAGAAUCUGUUAAGAGGAGUCAGUUAAACAGCUGGGAUAAUCAAUUAGAAGGUAUUAGGAAGGUAUAGGCCAGUAAAGAAACUAAGGUUAAGAAACUAACAAGAAAAAUUAUCUGAAACCAUAAACUUGUUAAUGCUUAUAAAAUAAACUUGUUUAUUUGGUUUAAUGUUAACAACUGUCUGGACUCAGUGUGUACCCGAGAGAAAUGGGCUGGUGGCAGCGGGGAAGCGAUCACAGUGGUGGCACAGGGAUCA
This is a messenger RNA of Podarcis raffonei (Aeolian wall lizard), 4468 nucleotides long. Its product is annotated as zinc finger protein 420-like. Gene Ontology annotation, molecular function: RNA polymerase II cis-regulatory region sequence-specific DNA binding; DNA-binding transcription activator activity, RNA polymerase II-specific. The record is from RefSeq and is a predicted model, not a curated record. Gene Ontology annotation, biological process: regulation of transcription by RNA polymerase II. Bases 305 to 3847 code for a protein of 1180 amino acids. Gene Ontology annotation, cellular component: nucleus. NCBI's taxonomy places the organism in Eukaryota, Metazoa, Chordata, Lepidosauria, Squamata, Lacertidae. The transcript is spliced from 8 exons.